CUUCGCUCAGUUCCGAAAGCGGAGCCAGAGAGUCGAAAGCACGCUCGAAGCUCGGUCUCUCGGUACGCGCUCGGUUCGGAGCUAUGCUCCCUCGCGAUCAUUUGACACGUUUCCCAUCUCCAUGCUGACAUAUCCUCGAGCAACUCCUUAUAACCUAUCUUCUUGUUCGUCCUUCUCUCCUUUCAAGUGUUCCACGUCGGCUCGAGAGUGCUUCGAGUAAAUCGAGAUACCUUCUAGUUCAUCGUGUUUCGACGAGACUACGAAAGUAGACUUUUUUCAAAGGAAAUCUUGCCUGGCACGUUUCGUUGCUUUCGAAUCUUCGAAAGGCGUCGUUGGCGCUGUGAAAGUUCGUGAAUGACGGUCGAUAAGGCGAACGUAUCGUCCAACUCCGAGAGGAAGAGGAAUUCGGAAAGGUGGAAUAACGUACAACGAGGGGCAAGAGGUGGAGGACGAGGCGAAAUGCGAGCAAAACAUUGACGAGGAUCCUCGAUGUCGAGGCGCUCGACUCGUGCCGGUCAGUGAUGCCGCCAUUGAUGCAUCGAUGCUGACUUAUUCGACGUGUACGGUGCUCCAACGGAUUAUUCGACACGGAUGACAGUCGGACGUUCGCGUAGUAAUCGUGAUACUGUCGAUCAUUUCGUCUGAGAGAGAGGGAGAGAGAGAGAGAGAGAGAGAGAGAGAGAGAGAGAGAGAAAGAGAGAGUCAAAGGUGGCGGGUAGAAUACUGCGAAGGGUGAAAAUUUAGCAGUGAUGCCGUGAUGGGCUGCAGCUCGAGAUCGUUCGUCUUGACCACGCUCUUCGUGGGUGGAUUACUUCUGGUUCUGCUCUUGAGCGAGAUAUCCGGUGCAACGCGCCUUAGACAACGUGCGAGCACCACGGAUUCUCCGAGAACCGGUUCCGGUAACGGAGCGAUCGUUUUGGCGCUUCGCGGUGGAAGACAAGAGGGUGGUCGGCGAGCACGAAGAACGACGACGUCGACAACGACGACGACGACAAGUACAACGAAAAGCACGACGACGUCGUCGUCGACGUUGAUAUCCUUCGGCGAGGACGUCGCGCAGCCUGCAGCACUUUUAGCUCCCGAAGAAGAGACAUGGUCCGUUAGUUCCUCGACAACGAGCAAUCUUCCGUUUUCUUUUCCUUCGAGCGGCGUGUCCACGUCGUACGCAAGACCCGUCUCUACGAGACCGCAUUUGGAACUUGUCGUGAAACCACAUAGCAAGGUCAUUUUGCCUUGCGAACUCGAAGGGAAUUAUUCUAGGCUGCUUUUAUCAGGAUCAAGAAGUUACAGAAUACAUGGGAAUCCGGCUGUAUGGUUGCACGAAGGAAAUCCGGUGGACAUGCUCACGAUAAACACGAGAACGGAAAUGAGCGGAACUGGUCACAGAUACAUCGGUGAUUCUACUACAGCAGCUUUGCAUAUAGAUAACGUCAGAUUGGAAGACGACGGAAUGUGGGAGUGUACCUUGGAACACGAUCAAGAAGAGUUCCUUUUGGGGAGACCGAUCAAGCUUGUUGUUCUCGAAGCACCUCGGGGGACGUACCUGCUAAUAGAUGGGCGCAGACUGGAUCCAGGAAACCAGUUCGUGCCUGUUAAGGAAGGCUCCGAGCUGACAUUGGAAUGCGCCGCCGAGGGUGGGAACCCACCACCGGUUUUGGCAUGGGGCAUGAUCCUAUCCCAAGCCACUUUGGACGGUCCCGAACAACCACCGGAUAACCUCACAGUCUUACCUUCGACGUCCGCUAGACACAGUGGAGCUCACCUUAAAGUCUUGAGGGGUCACCACAAUGCCACCAUCGUUUGCGUGGCCCGUCACGUCACCCUUACUGUGCCGAUGAACGCCAGCAUUUUGUUAGACGUUCAAUAUACUCCAUCGUUCGCGAUAACGCGUUUACCUGGAUUUGGAAUUCCCAUCGUCGAGGGAAUGUCUGUCAGCCUAAAAUGCGAGGUGGACAGCAAUCCUGUGAGCACCCCGAUAUGGCAGCGGGACAAUGGACUACUUCCCGUCGAGCAGAGCGAUGACGGAUGGUUGAACUUUACAAAAAUCACUCGUGCCGAGAGCGGCUGGUACAAAUGUUACACUCGGCACAUGCUCGGAAUUUUCACCAGUAUUGGUUAUUUCCUGAACGUUCGCUAUGAUCCAGAUAUGGAGACCGAGGCAGAGGCAUUGAACGGGGAGGCUACCGAUUCAAGGAGGAUGGAGGUGCAGAUCGGCGGAGCGGUGACUCUCGAGUGUGACGGCGGAUGUUGGGGUCACGGACCUGGAAUGGAUCCAGUGGGUGGGCCAGGGCCUCUUGCUUUGAGCCGGGUCGUCUAUCAAGAAGCAGGAGAGUACAGAUGCGUAGCUCCUGAUCGGAAAAUGCAGGACACGUGGCGGGCUCAGUUACCCUACCAUAUUAAGGUCACCGGACGACCCAUGGUUUAUCCACCCAAUCAAACGGUGACAGCCAACGAGGGCGAACCCUUGGAUGUCAUCGUCGAGUUUUGUGCAGAGCCCAGUUAUACACGAGUUUUUUGGAUGUCCGAACAACAAGUCUACGUGCCCGGUGGUCCCUCUCGGGACGGAAUACAAGCUCUUGGCAUUGAGAACGGUGGUACCGAGACGUGCUACAGGGCGAUUUUACGCUUCGAAACGAUUCAGUGGUCCCAUGCUGGUGAAUGGUUGCUGCUAGUACGCUCGUCGAAAGGGAUCGCGGAUGCUUCCGUUUUACUCAACGUGACGCGUGCUUCCGGAUACAGCCACGCCCACCUCCGUUCGAUGGCUCCAGCGACUCUCCUUCUUUGCCUGACCUUGGCCAUUAUACAACAGCAGCAUCUACGCUGAACCAUACCGUUGUACGGAUCUUUGGAAAAAGUUUCGAGGGGGAUGAAAGUGGUGAAAGGGUAGUAGAGAGGGCGGAUAACGAGAGGGUGAGAGGGAGGGGAGAAGAGAAAGAGUAUGAGUUCUACUGCCUCGAGAGGAAGAGAAAACGUUCAAAGUUUCGACGUAGACUUUGUAAAUAAGUAUCGAAGUUCGCGCGAGAACCGAAUCGAUCGAAAAUCGAAGAACAUCGAUCCGUUCGCGAAGUCCUAAGAAAACGACGAUAAUAACGCAUUUUAUCCUGCCCUAAUCGACGAACCCCUCGCGAAAAAUUUUACGGACCACCAUCGUUUCUUCGAUAAGUAUGGAAGGUACCCCCGAGGAAAACACGUUUUUUCUUUCUUCAAGAGGUAUCAAUUAGCGUUUAAUAAAGGAGUGUAUAUACAUACAUAUAUAUAUAUAUGUAUGUAUGUAUGUAUGUAUGUAUGUAUGUAUGUAUGUAUGUAUGUAUGUAUGUAUGUAUGUAUGUAUGUAUGU
Molecule: messenger RNA, 3337 nt
Organism: Vespula pensylvanica (western yellowjacket)
Lineage: Eukaryota; Metazoa; Arthropoda; Insecta; Hymenoptera; Vespidae
Gene: tei
Exons: 11
Coding region: 758-2824 (688 amino acids)
Biological process (GO): cell-cell adhesion
Cellular component (GO): cell-cell junction
Molecular function (GO): cell adhesion molecule binding
Source: RefSeq, a predicted model, not a curated record